Messenger RNA from Dromaius novaehollandiae (emu), 1919 nucleotides. It is a transcript of the gene PHB1, whose product is annotated as prohibitin 1. The record is from RefSeq and is a predicted model, not a curated record. Gene Ontology annotation, biological process: mitochondrion organization. The transcript is spliced from 7 exons. Gene Ontology annotation, cellular component: membrane; mitochondrion. NCBI's taxonomy places the organism in Eukaryota, Metazoa, Chordata, Aves, Casuariiformes, Dromaiidae. Bases 138 to 956 code for a protein of 272 amino acids.
AGCGGGCGUCUUGGCGCGGCGCGCAGGCGCGGCGGACCGGGUGGCCGCGGCUUCAUGUGGAGGUCAGGGGCGCUGCGGGAGGCGAGCGGGCCGCGCGCGGAGGGACUCGCUAAAGGGGCUAGAGCUGGACGUGAGAAAUGGCCGCGAAGGUGUUCGAAAGCCUUGGGAAGUUUGGCCUGGGGUUAGCUGUUGCAGGCGGAGUCGUCAAUUCUGCUCUUUACAAUGUUGAUGCAGGCCACAGAGCUGUUAUCUUUGACCGAUUCCGCGGAGUCCAGGAUACGGUGGUGGGAGAAGGAACCCACUUCCUCAUCCCCUGGGUACAGAAACCAAUCAUUUUUGACUGUCGGUCUCGCCCACGUAACAUUCCUGUCAUCACUGGCAGCAAAGAUCUACAGAACGUGAACAUCACGUUGCGUAUCUUGUUUAGACCAGUGACUGCCCAGCUACCCCGGAUUUUCACAAGUAUUGGAGAAGACUAUGAUGAGCGUGUCCUGCCUUCAAUCACAACUGAAAUCCUGAAGUCUGUUGUGGCUCGCUUUGAUGCUGGAGAAUUGAUCACUCAGAGAGAGCUGGUCUCAAGGCAAGUGAGUGAAGACCUCACGGAGAGAGCAGCAACCUUCGGCCUCAUUCUAGAUGAUGUGUCCUUGACCCAUCUGACCUUUGGCAAGGAGUUCACAGAGGCAGUUGAAAUGAAGCAAGUGGCCCAGCAAGAAGCGGAGAGAGCCAGAUUCAUUGUGGAAAAGGCUGAGCAGCAGAAGAAAGCAGCUGUCAUCUCUGCUGAAGGAGACUCAAAAGCAGCCGAGCUGAUUGCCAACUCGCUGGCCACUGCAGGCGAUGGCUUGAUUGAGCUGCGCAAACUGGAGGCAGCUGAAGACAUCGCUUACCAGCUCUCACGGUCCCGCAAUGUCACCUACCUGCCCUCCGGACAGUCUGUGCUCCUCCAGCUGCCACAGUGAAUGUGGCUCUGCAGCCAUAGCUAACAUGAUCACUUCUACCUACCAGAUCAGCCCUUUCCAAAAGAAUCAUUGCAAUUUCCAGAUUGGGUAAAAGAGAGGAAAUUAAAAUCCAACCCCUUUUGAGUUCUUAAAUAAAACCAAACACUCUUGACAACAGACCUGCAUUCCUCCCAUGUACGGUCAGAGCAGUGGCUCCAGUGACCAUUAAGCUAGGUGUGAGAAUUGCCCCUUUCCAGGCAGUUUGAGCAGCAGGAGCAGAGCUGGGGAGUGUUUUCAUCUCUUGACUUCUGGGAUGAACAAGUACCCCAGGAGACUUCCUGACCACAAGAGUGCCGAAUCAAUCAGGUUUCCCAGUGAUGCAUCAGUGCCUUUAGGCUGUUUGAGCCGUGGUCGUUACAGACUCGCAUGUCCUGGACUAUGGAACAGGGAUGCUCAGGGCUCGCUCUUCAGUCAAGCCAGUGUUUCUCCAGGUGUCAGCUAAGAGUAAGAGGAUAUCUCAGUUAGGUUAGUGGCUCUGCUGUGCCUGUGUGAACCAUGGCACUGUUAGCACAAGGCACAGAUUGAAUGGAUUGUGGCUGGGGGUGAGAAAAGCAGAGAUCCACCUUAAGGACUAGCUGGAGGAGAAGAUACUUUCUCUGCAGGAAAUACUUCUCAGUCCCAUGCUAGAAGUGGGGCAUCUCCGCUUCUCCCCCCCCUCUGCCGCACACUGUUCUGUUUGCUGUUGCCUGCCCUGUUGUGCAACGUUGGUUCUUUCACCAAGGUCAGUAAAUGUGGCAGCUGGUCUAUUCCGAAUGGUGCCUCGGACAAAGAGGGGCUGACUCCGUGCUCCGUGGCUCAGGCAGUCUGAGGUGGGCUGAAUUCUCUGUUACAUCAGUGCUCUUUUUAUUUAGGGAAUCUGAAUUGCAAGGAGAACGUGAUGGGUGAGAUUGUAUAACUAGCCUUCAAUAAAUGCCAUGGUCCCAA